This is a messenger RNA of Hermetia illucens (black soldier fly), 2780 nucleotides long. RefSeq names its product elongation of very long chain fatty acids protein (gene Elovl7). The record is from RefSeq and is a predicted model, not a curated record. The coding region runs from base 580 to 1530 and encodes 316 amino acids. The transcript is spliced from 6 exons. NCBI's taxonomy places the organism in Eukaryota, Metazoa, Arthropoda, Insecta, Diptera, Stratiomyidae. Gene Ontology annotation, cellular component: endoplasmic reticulum membrane. Gene Ontology annotation, biological process: fatty acid elongation, monounsaturated fatty acid; fatty acid elongation, saturated fatty acid; very long-chain fatty acid biosynthetic process. Gene Ontology annotation, molecular function: fatty acid elongase activity.
AAGACUUACUUGCGUUACAGUCACAGGCCCAGUCGAACUCAAAGCUCUUCAAGUCCGGGAGUUAUAUUUCUCACUGCAUUAUUGUUUACUAAUUAUAAUUAAUCAGCAAUACUGAAGUUCUUAAGAUUUCUGCGUAUGUAGAGUGUCGUGAAUUGGUGCUAGUUCUUACUCAGAAAGGAUACGUUCAGAAGCUGGAAUUUUUUGAAGUGCGAGAACGAACCCUGUCGUAGAUGAGAAAGUCAGCUUAGAGGAAUAGUGUCUUGUCUUAAUUUAAAAUUUGAGUAAAACAUACAAAUAAAUUGCAGUGUUUGCAAAUAUAAAGUCAACUUUAGUACGGUCAGCGGAAAUAAAAUAAUAUGUACUUGGUGGCUAUACUUACCAGAUAGGUUGAGUAUGUGCAUGCGCUAUUGCAAAGAAUAUAUGUAGCAAUUGAAACUAAAAAGUGCUUAUAGUGACUGUAAAAUAUUAAAGUGUAACUCGAAUUGGAUUUUCUACAGUUUGACACGAGGGAAAGGAGACUUUUAAUUUUCGGAAUAUACUUCCCUUAAGUUUCCUUCCGGUGAAUAAAACAGCAUUAAAAUGGUGUCAAUAAUAACAUCAAUAUACGAUGGUUGGCGAGAUCUUAUGGACAACAAAUCAGAUCCACGAACAAGAGAUUGGCCGUUAAUGAGCUCACCAUUUCCGACCAUUGCUAUUAGUCUUGCAUAUGCAUAUUUUGUUAAGGUACUGGGACCAAAGUUGAUGGAAAAUCGCAAACCGUUUCAACUACGAAAAGUUCUUAUUGUUUAUAACUUUGCGCAAGUUUUGUUCAGUGUAUGGCUUUUCUACGAGGCUUCGAUCACAGGCUGGUUGACUGGAUAUAGUUAUCGAUGUGAACCGGUUGAUUAUUCAAGGAGUCCAAAGGCACUGCGGAUGGCUUCAGGAUGCUGGUGGUAUUUCUUUUCAAAGUUCACCGAGUUCUUUGAUACAUUCUUCUUUCUGAUGAGGAAGAGAUACGACCAAAUUUCCACUUUGCACGUUAUUCAUCACGGAAUCAUGCCAGUAUCUGUUUGGUGGGGCGUCAAAUUCACCCCUGGCGGUCAUAGCUCCUUCUUUGGAUUCUUAAACACCUUCGUUCACAUUAUCAUGUACACGUACUAUAUGCUGGCAGCUAUGGGCCCACAUAUGCAGAAAUAUUUAUGGUGGAAGAAGUACUUGACCGUCUUGCAGAUGGUGCAGUUUAUCCUUGUUAUGGUUCACGCCUUCCAAUUGCUUUUCAAGAACGACUGUAACUAUCCAGUCGGCUUCGCAUACUUCAUCGGUGCACAUGCUAUCAUGUUCUAUUUCUUGUUCUCUAACUUCUACAAGGAGGCUUACAUGAUGAAGAAGCGCGCGAAGGACGAGAAGGAAGCAAAGGCUCUGGCAGCAGCUGCUAAACCAACCACCGAACUCAAUGGAAACACAGAGUUCUACGAAUCAAUGGGCAAAAUGGAGGAAAGUUACUCAACGACAAGACAUAGGGUGUUCGUGGGAUCGGGGCAGAAUAAUUGAUUUCGAAUAUUCGGAUACCACCAAAUAGUAUAUCAUAAUUAGGUUCAAAUUAGGUACGAGAGUUAUUUGUAAGUCUAGGCCUAAGAUAGUUUUAUUGACAAAACUUGCUAAACGCGAUUAAAGGUCGUUAUCUCUCCGCGCUAAGGGCGGAGUCUUAUGAAGGUCUAGCCACAGGGCAACAAACAUAACACUAAAAUCCCAAGGUACAAGAGCAAAUCAGCGGCCACAAAUAACAUAUCCCCAUUUUGUUCAUCAAUCCAGUCUGGAGAAACAUAUUUCAUUUCAGAAAUGGUGAAGACCUAAUGCAGGAGUAAAUGUGAAUUUGGUUUAUUGGGGUUGUGUUAGAUGAGGUUCAUAUGGUUAAUAUUUAAAUCAGAAUUUCUCUCAUGAUUAGUAGCGAUAUUGAUGUAUCCUUCUGCGUCUUUCACGCGUCGCUCAAAGUAUUUCAAUAGUUGAACGAACAAAUUAUUCCGAGAUAUCUUAUAAUUUGACUCUAAUGAGAGUUAAUUUAUUAAUUUUGCUCAUGCGAUUUGAGUUUUACUUUACUUUAGACAUCAAGAAAUUUACGUACUAAGUAAAAUGAGACAUGUUUUGCAAGUAUUUUCUUGUGGAAAGUGAAUUUAAAUCGAAGCACAAUUAGACAUAUCAACAAUUCAUAUUGGGAUUUGUGACAAUGAGGCUUGGGAGUAAAAAGUAAAAAUACAUUUCUCUUACAUUACUACAUUCAUGCAUGCGCGUCAAAAUCGCUACAAUUGUGUAAGAUAUUGGAGGAUGAGCGAACAAACUCAAUUCCCUUCUACAGAAACAAAAUAAUUUAUUUUUAUAUCAACAAUUCCAUUACUGAACGAAAUCACUUCAUUUGAUCCAUUUUCUGCUGGAUUUCAUUUCUGCGGAGUUCACCAGGAUAAAGACACAAAACACGAAAUUUACACAUAACAACAACGAAUUUUGUCGUACAUUCUCAUGAUGUCAGAAUUAUUCAUCUUGUGAAUAGCUAAAUGACAUAAUAUAAGCUGUAGGUUUACAUUAUGCAAUAGAAAAUAGUUCACGAAUAUCGGAAAGAAUCAGUUAAAGCAAGACAUGUAUAAAUCCAUAACCUAAGAAAUUGUUAAAGUUCUUAACAAGUAGAGGCCUUGAUUAUGAGGGACAUUAAAAUAGACUGUAAUAGUUUAGGUUUUUUAUGUAACGAAAUGUAAGUGUUAAUUGACACUAAACGAACAAAAAAAAAACCAAAUUAAUCAAAUUAAAAA